Petromyzon marinus (sea lamprey) is the source of this 2434-nucleotide messenger RNA. RefSeq lists its product as uncharacterized. Lineage: Eukaryota; Metazoa; Chordata; Hyperoartia; Petromyzontiformes; Petromyzontidae. The record is from RefSeq and is a predicted model, not a curated record.
CACACUCACACAGCCCCCAGCACACAGCUUACACACACAGCUCCCUGCACACAGCUUACAAGCUCAACAGCAGGACACGCAUGGGCCUGCCCGGGCCGGUGACUCACCUCCACUUCUACCCCCCCCCACCACCACCACUCCCCAUCCACCACCAGCAGGCGUGGAGAGCGAGGAGGAGGGAACUGAGAUGAUAAAGGCGACACGUGCCAGGCGAGGAGCGUGGCUACUACCGUCGGACCCCAGCCACAGAUCGCUGCCGCAGCAACCUCCUCCUGCUGCCCCUACCGCUGCGACCACUCCAACACCGCAGCUGCUGCUGCUGCUCCUGCUGCUGCUGCAUCUUCCCCUGCUCCUCGCGUCUCCUGCGAAGAGGAGUCCCGACAGAGAGUGGAGGAGAGCCCAGAUCAUGGACGUCAAAGCAGACGGGCGCGUGGGGAAGGCGACACCAGGGGUGGAGGACGCGGAGCAGCAGCUGGAUGAGCAGCAGCUGGAUGAGCAGCAGCAUCAGGCGACGCGUCUGAAGGUGGCGUCACGGGAGGUCGUGGCGCUGGUGAACGAGGAGCACGGCUGGGUACUCGCAGCACGCGGAGCCGCCCUGGAGGCGAGGAAGUGCUAUCCCGACGCUCCUCAGCCUCCCGGCUCCGUGGCCACGCUGUACCGCUACAAGAGCUCGAACCCGACCGAGGGUUGCGACUUCGUGUCGCUGGGUUUCGGUCAGAAGAUGCUGUGCGUGGGACCGCCUGCAGAGCACCCCACGGUUACGCUCAAGGAGUGCGUCAGCCCCGAGACGGUGAGCCCGCUGGACAAGGAGUCGUGGCGCUGCGUGUUCCUGCGGCGCGGCAGGAGGCACGGCACGGAGCUGGAGAGCGCCGCGUUCCGCGGGAGUUUCCUCAGCGUCCCCAACCACGGCGCCGUGGGCCUGCAGCGCCGCGUCGCCGGCUCGGUAGCGGCCGAAACCAACUCGAACCCCUGCCUCUUCAACUUCGUCCCGGCCGUGCGACGGUGACGACCACGGAUCGGCCGCGGACGGCGCCACCACUUAGCGUGUUCCGCCAAGGCGGCAACGGCUCCCCCCACCCCCCCACCCCGUUCCUCUGUCGCCAGCCAUUUGUUUUUCUCGCCAAGGUUUCGCCGGCGUCGCGGAGAAAAGCCGAGGGUCACGUCCGGGGGGCAAAAUCCUCGCCACGAGCACCACGACCGACUUCGUUACCGAGCAACGGCCCACGGAAAGCGGAUAUCCUAGAGCUACUUCCGAGCGACGCUCUCCGGCCCCCCGACCCCGCUCAGGUUGAGCGGGGGGGGGGGGGGGGCAGGGCCCGCACCUCUCCUACCUCGGCCUGCCGCGGGAGAGUAAUUGGGCGUCGGUGCCGACGGCAGGCUUUUUUUUUUUUUAAAUCGCGAGCCCGCCCCGACGCUCUUGGUCACGAUUGCUCUUCGUAAAAAAUAAAAAAGAGGCUCGGACACGAAACAAAACUUUCGUGGUAAAAGUUGCGUCGCUCUUAGGGACUUCGCUGCGGUGGCAAGAUCUUCCUCGCCUGGUAUGCAGGAGGUCGUGGGUUCGAUCCCGAUCCCGACGCUGCCUGCUGUAUAUUUGGAGUUUGUGUGCGUCUCUCUCUCUGUCCGUGAUCGUGUGGAGUUCUCUCCGGGUCCUCCGGUUUUCCCCUCCACGCGUUUGACUAUUUGGGAGCUAUCAAUGUUCACCUGACAUAAGCCACUUCGUUGAGCUGAGCUGCCAUUUGUGGCCAUGUUGCUUCUGAAAAUAAAGAGCUACAUAAGCUCGGUGGACCUUACCUGGUAAAAUAUAAAAAAAUAUAGUAAAACAAAAUAGGUUACCCAUGCGCGUACACAUCGAGCCACAUGUAUGCCUACCUACCUAUACACCUACCCAUGUACUUGCCUUACCCAUGUACCUCUACAAUUGUAAAGUAAAACAUUGUUUUGGGUAACACCUGACACACUGACCAAAGCACUGCCCAACACUUGUGGAAGCCACAAAAAUAAAAACCACGUAGUGAAAAAUAAUUAUUUGAAAAUAUAUAACUUUCCUUGCCCUCGUCCAAUAGCCGUGGGGCUUCCGUACCGCUAACAGGCCCGAAGGUAAAAAAAACAAAGAAUGGCGUUUUGAUUUGCACCCGGCGUCGCCAACGCAUAUUUGCCGACCGGAACAAAGGCUGUUUUUUUUUGUUUGCGUGCGUGGAAGCGACACCGCAAAGCGGCGUGAGCGGGAAUCGCCGGCACACACGCUUCAGGAAGCCAGCCGCAGCAACAAGAGUGGUUUAUGUAUAACAGGGCGCGCGAUGUAAUCCACGAGCGAGCACGGUUGUUUUCAUUUUCCUUCUCUCCCCGUGUCCGAAGCGCGGCCGCGCGUUGCCCGACCACCACAGUUGCCCCUUUUGGAAUUUCCACGAUGAAAAUAAAAGAUUUGUGAAGCGCA